Pygocentrus nattereri (red-bellied piranha) is the source of this 6555-nucleotide messenger RNA. RefSeq names its product nidogen-1. Gene Ontology annotation, biological process: cell-matrix adhesion. NCBI's taxonomy places the organism in Eukaryota, Metazoa, Chordata, Actinopteri, Characiformes, Serrasalmidae. The transcript has 20 exons. Gene Ontology annotation, molecular function: calcium ion binding. The record is from RefSeq and is a predicted model, not a curated record. Bases 28 to 3795 code for a protein of 1255 amino acids.
UGCCCGUAGAGCCGCAGAGCCGUAGCCAUGGCCGGUGUUCCGCGUCCCUGCCCGGCUGUGUUCGGGGUGCUCCUCGUUUUAGCUGUGACUGUGAACGGUCUCAGCCGGAGCGACCUGCUGGACUACGGAGUUCAGUUCGGUGACCAGCUUCUGGACUCCGGGACGGACGUAACUCAACAAAUCACCCUGGACCAGCUGGUGUUCUUCUUCGAUGAAAACUUCGACAAAGUUUACGUCAACACCAAUGGCUUUUUGUCUGUGGCUGAACCUCCGGCUGAGUCGGAGUAUUUGGGGAAAAUGCCUGCCAAAUUUGGCAUCAUUGCUCCUUUCCUUGGGGACUUGGACACCAGUGAUGGAAUAGGGAAAGUCUAUUUCAGGCAGGACAACAGUCCAGAUGUAUUGCAGAAGAUUACAGAAAAGAUCACCCAAGCUUUUCCACACGAGGGCGAGGUCGAGCCCACCCAUGCCCUUAUUGUGACCUGGGAGAACGUAAUAGCUCAUGGAGUUCCAGAAAGAGGAGAUGAUUUGAACAAAAAGAGAAGUACUUUCCAGCUUGUCCUGAUGUCCACGGAGCUGUCCACCUAUGCUAUCCUGCUCUACCCAAAAGAUGACCUGCAGUACUACUCCACUCUUGUAGAGGGUGAACGCAAGCCUGUUGAGGUUGGCUUCAGUAAAGGUUUGACUCAGGGCUGGUUCAGCUGGCGCAGUACUCAGGGCCCUUAUUACCGUGUUACCACUGACAACGAGGAUUCGGUCAGAGAACUAAUGCUACUUACGAAUUCAGGCAGGCGUGGUGUAUGGGUGUAUCACAUCGGCUCCUCUACCUUCCAGUCUGUAACACCUGGCCAGGUCACCACUGUAGCCCCAGAGGAUGGUGCGCCAGUCCAGAGUGUCACUGAGAUCCCAGAGCCCACAUACUCUGAACCGUACUUUGAGGAAUACGAGACUCCAGAUUACCCACCCUACGAAGCAGAAACGUUCUCUCCAGAAACACCCUCAAUAGAAAUAUUUACAUCAACAACAGCUUUGCCAGAGUCAGAAAUACUGUCACAUGUGGAGGCGGUGCCACAAAAUGCAGCUCAGCCAAGCUAUACCCAAGCUGGCUAUCCUCUGUCCCCCAGAUCACAACAGCCUGCCCAGAUUCAGCCAAACAACCCCCAGGUGGUUAUUGUGGAGGAAGAGGAGGAAGACCUAAAUGUUAAUGUGUUUUCCUAUUAUGAGACAUGCUCCACCAACAGACAUAAGUGCUCUAGUUUUGCGGAAUGCAGAGAUUACACCAGUGGAUACUGCUGCCAUUGUAAGCCUGGAUAUUACGGCAAUGGGAAGGACUGCGUUGCUGACGGAAAACCCCAGAGAAUAAAUGGGAAGGUUAAAGGCAGGAUCUUUGUCGGGAGUUCCCCCACUCCAGUGGAGUUCUCCAACAAUGAUCUGCACUCAUAUGUGGUUGCCAACGAUGGCCGAGCUUACGUAGCUAUCAGCACCAUUCCAGCCAGCGUGGGACCCUCACUACAGCCACUCUCCUCGAUCGGGGGAGUCAUCGGCUGGGCCUUUGCCCUGGAGCAGCCAGGAUAUGAGAAUGGCUUCAGCGUUGCUGGAGGCGUUUUCACACGGCAGACCGAAGUGACCUUCCAGCCAGGUGGUGAGAAGCUGACCAUCAGUCAGGAAUUCAAAGGGAUUGAUGAGCAUGAUCACGUGGUGGUCAGCACUCAUUUGGAGGGGAGCAUUCCGGAGGUGCCAGAGGGGGCCACGGUCCAGAUUGACCCCUACUAUGAGAUCUAUCAGUACUCUAGCAACUUGAUCACCUCCUCUUCCACACGGGAUUACACGGUGACCCUCCCUGAUGGUUCUACACAGACUCUGGUGUACCUGUGGAGGCAGAGCGUUAGUUUUCAGAGCUGCCCCCAUGCUGAGGGCUCGCGCUCAAUCCCACCCAGCCAGCAGCUCAGUGUGGAUCAGGUCUUCGUCAUGUACGACUCCGUCAACCAGCUCAUUCGCUACGCCAUGAGCAACAAGAUCGGCUCCGUCAAUGGAACCCCGCAGCAGAACCCAUGUUACACUGGGAGACAUGGUUGCGACACCAAUGCUGUCUGCCGCCCAGGCCAGGGAAACCAGUUCACCUGUGAGUGUGCUGCAGGAUUCAGGGGGGAUGGACGAACGUGCCACGAUAUUGAUGAAUGUAUAGAGACGCCUCAGAUCUGUGGAGCUCACGCCGUCUGCAACAAUCAGCCUGGAACCUUCCGCUGUGAGUGCAUAGAGGGCUUCCAGUUUGCCAGCGAUGGACAUACCUGUGUCCAAGUGGACCAUCCCAUCAAUCACUGCGAGAGGGGCUCUCAUGACUGUGACAUUCGGGAGCGUGCACAGUGCAGCUAUACUGGAGGAUCAUCUUACAUCUGCUCCUGUCUGCCAGGCUUCUCCGGAGACGGCAGGAGCUGCCAGGAUAUUGACGAAUGUCAGACUGACCGUUGCAAUAGAGACGCCGUCUGUUACAACACACAGGGCUCCUUUACCUGCCAGUGCCGCCCGGGUUUCCAUGGUGAUGGCUUCACUUGCACUCCUGAAUCAGAGCGUGAGAAGACGGCCUGUGAGAAGCACAGAGAGUCCAUGCUGGCUACUUCAUCAGGGGGAUACUUCUUCUUCCGCCCACGCCCUGCAGUCGGCCAAUAUGUGCCCAUCUGUGACAGCUACGGAGAGUAUGAGCCCACACAGUGCCACAGCAGCGCUGGUCAGUGCUGGUGUGUUGACCGCAAUGGCCAGGAGAUACCCGGGACCAGAACUGGACCAGGAAGCAGACCCAUGUGUUUGGAACAUAGUGUAUUUCCUACUGUGUUUGGCCCUACCACCAGGCCUGAUGCUAAUCUAGUUUCUCCAGGAACAAACCUCCUAUUUGCCCAGAGCGGCAAAAUUGACCACAUCCCAUUGGAUGGCACUAACAUGAAGAAAGAAGAGGCCAAGACUGUGAUACAUGUACCUGAUCAGGUGGUGAUUGCUGUUGCCUACGACUGUGUGGACAAGAUGGUAUAUUGGUCUGACAUCACCCAGCCUUCCAUCAGCAGGGCCAGCAUGCAGGGAGGUCAGCCUGCAGCCAUCAUCAUAAAAGAUUUGGGAAGUCCUGAAGGAAUUGCAAUUGACAGCCUGUCACGAAACUUGUACUGGACAGAUUCCAUUUUGGACCGCAUCGAGGUUUCCAGAUUAGACGGGCGCCACCGCCGCGUGCUCUUUGACAACGACCUCAUAAAUCCACGAGCCAUCGUUGCUGACCCUGCCAAUGGACGUCUGUACUGGGCAGACUGGAACAGAGAUGGCCCCAAGAUUGAGACAUCCAACAUGGACGGCACAGACAGAAUCGUGCUUGUGAAAGGUGACCUGGAGCUGCCCAAUGGAUUGACCUUUGACCAUCACUCCAGGCAGCUGUGCUGGGCAGAUGCAGGUACUCGCAAGGUGGAGUGUAUUGACCCGUACACUCGUCUGAGGAGAAAGAUCGUGGAUGGAGUGCAAUAUCCAUUCGCCAUCGUCUCCUAUGGAAGAAACCUGUACUACACCGACUGGAGAAGGGAAUCUGUGGUUGCUGUGGACCGGGUGGCAGAAAGAGAGGUGGACCAGUUCCUGCCUCAGAAGAGAUCACGCACCUACGGCAUCACCACGUCCUUCCCACAAUGCCGUGAAGCAGAAGUAAACUACUGCUCAAGUGAUAAUGGCGGCUGCUCCCACCUGUGCCUCCCACGGCCCGGGGGCUUCACCUGCCGCUGUCCUACCUUGAACAAUGGCUCCUGCGUUGAGAGGGACCAAAACUUCUGAGAGCAGCUUGAUGAGGCAGCCAUGGGUGUUCUGACCAGAAGAGGAAAAGGGAUGCCUGUGCCUUUAAGAUGACUCCACUUGAUUCACAUGGGGGAAACGCAGUAUGUAUGAUAAUUACCAAAAGGCUAAAUCAACCACUAAACCUCACCUUCAUCACUACAGCCCAGAUACUGCAGAUAGGAGCGCAAUGUGGAAAGUUAGUGGCAUUAAAGAAGUGGAUAUUGAUACAAAGUCCUGUGUAAACUGCAAAAGGGGAUCAGAAAUGAGUGAAAGGAGGGACCACUGAAGGUAUGGACUGCCGCAUGGGGGUCAGAAAGGAUGGAUGGUCAACACAGUGCUUAUCUACGCACAGACCGGGGUCCGUGAGCUGGUGCAAAUGGGGUCUAAGUGAAGACUAGUUACUGUAUUACCCAAAUUCUUGUGAAUCACUGUUAUAUUUUAGUGUGAGGUUUAUAUCAAUAUAUUAACUGAUUAUAUUGUAGCCAAUCAAUUGAUUUUAUUUUUAAACUUUCCCCACUUAACCCACUUUCCAAAAACAAUACAAUAUGUGAAGGCGGCCGUGUUUUAUGUUGUUCAUAUGGAGAAAAAUAGUCAUUCUUUGCAUGUUAAGAAGCGGCUGAAUUAGGGCUGUCAUGAUUAAUCGAUUAAACUUCAUUAUCUCACAUUUCAUGACAACUGGCAUAAACUGACAUAAACAAUUAUAAAGGCUUAUUCCAAGUCCUGUGUAAAUGGAUACCAGGAGCUCCUGGUAUUUUGCUUCAGGUUGACACCUAUUGUUUCUUCCUGACAUUAUCAUCACAUUUUAACAGCUGAUUUUGUAGCUUAUUGUAUAUCACAGUAAUAAAAUGCUGAUGGUCCGACAGCCGAGAUCUUAUAAAUGGUACAACGAAACUCUCUUAAGGGCUAUAUUACAAGCAUUAUGUCACUGUGACAUACACGUCAUAACUUCAGGAAAAACAAAACUGUCACCUGACAUGAGUGUUGUGUCGACACCAAAGUUGCAACUUUUUAGACAAAUGAUGCCUUUUGAAGUGCUUAUAAAUGUUUAUGUAGGUCUGUGUCAUUUGUCACAAAGGGCUUAUGUAUGUGUGGUGUAGCCUUAUUAGAGCAUCAUCAUACACGAUCAGAAAAAAAGGUACAACUUUCUAAACUGUCUCUGUAGUGAUACUGUCCAGGGUACAUCUUCAGUACCUUUAGUUAUGGGACAUGUUUUAUUGAAAUUAAAAAUGGACUCUCGACUUGGCUUUUUUAACAUUAGGUCAUGAAAAAGUAUAAAAAUGUGUCUUUUUCCUGGGAAAAAUGUGUUUUAAGUACACAGUUGGACCUCAAAACUGAUGUUGUACAUUUGAGGGAACAUUUACAUUGUUUGGAGCUUAAUGAACAAAAUAUACCUGCACCUUUUGCUCAACCUUUCUGAAUGAACUGGUGAUGAUUAGUUGGUGGUUUGUGUGAUGGUUUUGGAAAGUUGAAAUUCUCUGAAUGCUCUCUGUUACACUAUAAAAACAAAGGUUGACAGACACAACCCAUUAAAUGUCACAUCGGGCUGGUUUAGGCCUAAAUCUGGAACAAAUGGGAUUUUAAUAGUGGAACACUGUUGGCCUUGCUGAUCCUUGAUAAAUUUGUCCAAGAAACCAGCCUAUAGUGUUUGAAUAUUUAUUUCAAAGUCUACAUAGUUUAACCUAUUUCCUGUAAAGUGUAUUGGAAUCUUUGAAAAGCUUGAAAUGUUUUUUUUAAUGUAUUGAUCAAAAUAAUUGGCUGAUUAUUGGGGUGUAACAAUAUAUAAUUACGUUGUAAUGUUUGGUGGCAAACUGUCACAGCAGAAGGCCUUCAUUUUGGGCCAUAAAUUUCAAAACAAAAACGAGGAAAGUAACGCCUCUAUGAAAACUCUCGUUCUACUAGCGUUCCUAUCAGAUGACGGUAGUGUUUUAGUGACAAGUGCUUUACAUGAACAGUUUUUGGCCAUUUUACAUUAAACAAACAUUUGAAGCUUAUCAAAGAUGAUUUCAAGCUUGUAACAGAGAUAUUAAUGUGUAUUUUAUCUUGUAUGCAGCAGUUUUAUUUUGUAUAAAAUCAUCAUGGAGAAUGAGCGUUCUGUUAUUAGCACUAAAUGCAGUUGAACUGUCGGAGCACCAAAGAUCACAAUCAACAGUUCACGCAAGCGUGUGCGUUAGUAAGUAACAGAUCAUGGCGUAUCACAAAUAUCACGGCAAUGAAAUCGCGAAACCAAUAUCGAUGGAAUCAUUAUAGCCGUGUAUAUUAUCAGUAAUGACAGCCCUAAAAGUAAACAUCACCUUUUUUGCCUUAAAAUAGUUUUUAAAAGCCCUAAGAGCUGUUUAUGGUGUCAGUGGGUCAGAUGAAGUAUUCAUGGGGUGAACGUUAUGACAUUAAUUCACCUACAUAAAAUUGAUAUUUACAAUAAUUUUACAUGAUUGUGUUGGUAUUGUAAAUAAAUAACUGAAAUAUAGUCAUAUUUUAAAUACAAGUUUCAGGUAAAAAAUGUUUACAAGCGUUAAAGCUAAUCAGAGGAGAUGGUUCGGGGGUCUUGGCCGAGAUCCUGUCCAUCUGGACCGAGUUCCUCUGGAGGCUGUGUUGGGUCAAACCUCCCUGACCUCAUCCCCCAUACGGGACUCCAGCCUUUUACAUAUUCGCUAAGGUUACCAUGCAUGUACUGUGGAUGCAGCUGGAGGGAGGCGGCGAUACACUCAUACGAGAACACUUCCACUCUGUACAGCUGUCUAAUAAAAACACCUUUUUUAAGAG